UAUGUGGGCUCAGAGCUGGGAGAACAUAUACGACAUCGUGGUCCCUUACCCAGACGCUCCCCUCAUCGAUAUCUCAGACACUCUCAACAACAGCAUAACCGACGUGAAGGAAAUGUUCGAUUAUGCAGAAGGUUUUUUCACUUCCUUGGGCCUGUACAAUAUGACGGAAGAUUUUAACACGAAGUCCAUGAGAGAGCAGCCUGUGAAUGCUACCGCUGUCUGCCACGCGUCCGCCUGGGAUUUUCUGUCCAUCACGGAUAAAGGGCCAAUCACGGACGGUGAUUUCAGGAUCAAGAUGUGCACGGACAAGAACCAGGAGGACUUCAUCACGAUCCACCACGAGAUGGGACACAUCGAGUACCAGAUGGCUUAUAGCCAGGUUAAUGAGGCCAGCCCUCAGACUCAGCCACUCAUCUUCCGCGACGGUGCAAAUCCAGGGUUCCACGAAGCCAUAGGCGACACCAUCGCGCUGUCGGUGUCGACGCCCUCCCAUCUCCUGGGCCUUCAGGAGGACAUCGGAGGCCCCCCUCAGGGCACCGCCACCACCCAGGCCCCCGUCAACCAGAACCAUACCGACAUCAACCAGCUCAUGAGGAUGGCUUUGGAGAAGGUGGCCUUCGUUCCCUAUGCGUACAUUUUGGACAAAUUUCGGUGGGACGUUUUUGCGAACGCUUACGCUCCCGACGUCUACAAUUACGAGUGGUGGAAACUCAGGUAAUCUGUUAUUAAGCAGUAAUUUAAAUAUUCU
Messenger RNA from Hyalella azteca, 748 nucleotides. Its product is annotated as angiotensin-converting enzyme-like. Lineage: Eukaryota; Metazoa; Arthropoda; Malacostraca; Amphipoda; Hyalellidae. Gene Ontology annotation, molecular function: metallopeptidase activity; peptidyl-dipeptidase activity. The record is from RefSeq and is a predicted model, not a curated record. Gene Ontology annotation, biological process: proteolysis. Gene Ontology annotation, cellular component: plasma membrane. Bases 2 to 718 code for a protein of 238 amino acids. The transcript is spliced from 5 exons.